UUAUGGCAUAGUCAUUUACCAUCUUAUAAAAUUCCUUUAAACAUUUUGGACAGGGUCAUUACAAGGAAUCAAUGGAGUAAUAUACUAUUUAAGUAUAGGGAAUUAUAGAAAUUUAAACAAUUAAAAGAAUAAUCUGAUCAAAAUCAAUCAAUGGUAUAAAUUAAUGAAAAUAUCAUCCUUUGUGAAUAUAAUAUAAAUAAAGAUGCAAAUGCUUGUAUUACAAAACUUGAUGAAAUUAUUGAUGAAAUUAAAAAGCCAUCAGCUUAAAAAAGUAAAUAUUUUAGUUUAUUUUAUUUUAUUAGAAAAAAAAUAAGAAGAUGAUAGUAUUUUGUAAUUUAAUAAAGCAAUAAUGCUUUUUUUAAGUGGUAAAGUUAGAUAGACUCAUAACCUAUUGAAAUAAUUGAAAGAUAACUACAAUCUAGAUAUAUACUUAAAUAUUAAGGUACAUUUGCUAUUAGUAGAAACCUCAUUUUAAUUAUAAGAAUAUGUUUACGCAAGUGAAUUGUAUAAAAAACUAUCAUAAGAAGACACAUUAAAAUCUUUAUAAUAAAAGGUUAACAAAUCAAAUCAAAUGGAUGAUUAAUAAUAAUAAUAACAAUCAACUUAUACAUCAUUAUUAAUGGGUUCUGAUCUACCUUAUCCUGAUUCACAUCCUAAUACAUUUAGUAAAGAAGAAUUCUUAUUCAUAUUGAAUUUAAUAAAAUUUCGAUUUUAUAUGCUUUCAAAUUCUAAGGAUUGGAAAAAAUAAUUGUCUAAUUUAGAAUAAUCUUUAAAAAAUUACAUAUUUUAAUUGGAUUAAUAAUUAGGUAUUUAAUAAUUUUAAGUACCAUAAUUUUCAAAUGAAAUUUAACCAUACUUAAAAUUGCAUUCAUAAAUGAUUUUUAAAUUAAUGAAAGCUUAAAAAUAACUUACACUAAAUGAUAAUAUUGUUAAAUGUAUCAAAAUGAUAAAUCCAUAUUCAGAAAUAUAAAAUUAAUAAAACUUAGAUUUUAUUUAAAGUAAAUAAUAUCUAUAUUUGGCUUAAAUUUAUAAUAAUUUAGGUUGCGUUCAUGCUAAAAUUGGUAAAUAUGCUUUAGCUGCUGUAUAUUUCCAAAAAGCAAUCAAUUAAAUUAAAUCAGUGUUAUAAUAAGUCAAUCUUUAUGAGAAUAUAAUUUUGACAAAUAUUAAAUAACGAUAAUUUUCAAUCUAUCAAAAUUUAGCUGAUGCUUUAUUUAUGGAUUUAAAAUAUUAAAAAGCACUAAUUAUAUAUAAUUAAUUAUUAGAACCUUGUAAUUAAAGUGCUAAAUUUUGGUAUAAUAGAGGUGUAUGUUAUAUAUAAUUAUAUCAUGAAUCUAUACCUGACAAGAAUGAGAUUUAUGAAAUAUAAUAAGAGCAUUCCUAAAUAAAUAUUUAAGAGGAAGGAAAGAAAAUAAUUCUUUAAAGCAGAGAAAUUUAUAGUGAUAUUGAUGAAGAAAAUUAGGAUUAAUUCUAUAAAAUUGAAUAAAAAAGUGAGGAAAAUAAAUUUGUGUAACCAAAAGCUUAGAAAGAAUUGUUAAAUAAUGCUAUAAAGUAUUUUUAAAUAAAAUCUAUUAAAGAUCUUUCCGCAAUGCUAUUAUUUUAUCUAAAAAGGAGAAAAGGGAAGAAAUAAUACUCUUAGAUUAAGAUUAAUUACAAAUUGCAGGUUCAUAAUUAUUUGAAUCUUCUAUUGUAUUUUUAACUUAUGCAUUACUUUGCAGAGGAGAUUGUAACUUAGCCUUACAGUAGGGUAAAGAAGCAUUAGAGUAUAAUUUAUCUGAUAAUAAUAAAUAUACAAUAAUACAAUACAUUUUGGAAGCAUAGAUAUCAACUUCUAAAAUUAAAGAAGCUAGCAACUUUUUGAAUACAAAUGGAGUAGCUAAUUUCUUAAGUAGAUUUAUAAAUAGCAAUUUAUAAUUCUAAUGUAGAAAUGUCAUAGGUAUUUAAACAACAUGCUUUUCAAAUUAUAGUCCUAAAGCAAUUAAUUAUUUUAAUUAUGCUGCAUUAAAUUUGCAUAAUAAUAAUUUGACAUUAGCAUGGAAUUCAAUUUAAUCAUUGUUGAGUUGCUGUGAAAUUAACAUUAACUAAUAUAAUCAAAUUGUUCCAGUACCAAUAUUAAAUUUAUUAAUAUGGUAUUAUUUGAAAUCAGGUGAUAUAUUAAAUAUAUUUAUUUGUAGAUUAGGUGUAAUUAGCAGUACAUUUGAUUAAGAGGAGAAGACUAUUAACAGGAUAAAUGGGAAAAAAUAAAAUAUCUCUGUUAAAUAUUACAAAAUGA
This is a messenger RNA of Paramecium sonneborni, 2269 nucleotides long. NCBI's taxonomy places the organism in Eukaryota, Ciliophora, Oligohymenophorea, Peniculida, Parameciidae. The record is from the annotation of a GenBank genome assembly.